This is a messenger RNA of Hipposideros armiger (great roundleaf bat), 1798 nucleotides long. RefSeq names its product jumonji domain containing 6, arginine demethylase and lysine hydroxylase (gene JMJD6). Gene Ontology annotation, biological process: phagocytosis. Bases 300 to 1511 code for a protein of 403 amino acids. Lineage: Eukaryota; Metazoa; Chordata; Mammalia; Chiroptera; Hipposideridae. The transcript has 6 exons. The record is from RefSeq and is a predicted model, not a curated record. Gene Ontology annotation, molecular function: histone H4R3 demethylase activity; P-TEFb complex binding. Gene Ontology annotation, cellular component: nucleus; cytoplasm.
GACCUUCCCAACAUGGCGGGGACCCGACGCGUGUGAAGGCGGAGCCUGAGGCGCCAAGGCCAAUGACUGACCGUGAGAGGCGUGGGGGCGGGGAAGAGCGCAGCCGCUGCCCAAUCCGAGGCCCGGGAGGCGGAUGGGGAGUGAAUUUUCUGGAAGGCGAUUUUAAAGGCGCCGGGCCAGAGCGAAGGGCGUUUCAGUGCCGCCGCCGCCGCCGCCGCCUGCGCCUGGAAGGGGGCGCGUUGGUGGCAGGAAGCGAGCUUUGCCGAGGUCGUCGCGGAACCAGCUGGUGACCUCGCAGGAUGAACCACAAGAGCAAGAAGCGGAUCCGCGAGGCCAAGCGGAGUGCGCGGCCGGAGCUGAAGGACUCGCUGGACUGGACCCGGCACAACUACUACGAGAGCUUCUCUCUGAACCCGGCGGCUGUGGCGGAUAAUGUGGAAAGGGCAGACGCGUUACAGCUAUCGGUGGAAGAAUUUGUGGAGCGAUAUGAAAGACCUUACAAGCCGGUGGUUCUGCUGAAUGCCCAGGAGGGCUGGUCUGCGCUAGAGAAGUGGACUCUGGAGCGCUUGAAAAGGAAGUACCGGAACCAGAAGUUCAAAUGUGGUGAGGAUAAUGACGGCUACUCGGUGAAGAUGAAGAUGAAAUACUACAUCGAGUAUAUGGAGAGCACUCGAGAUGACAGCCCCCUUUACAUCUUUGACAGCAGCUACGGCGAACAUCCCAAAAGACGAAAACUUUUGGAAGACUACAAGGUGCCCAAGUUUUUCACCGAUGACCUUUUCCAGUAUGCGGGGGAGAAGCGCAGGCCCCCUUACAGGUGGUUUGUAAUGGGGCCACCUCGCUCUGGAACCGGAAUUCACAUUGACCCUCUGGGAACCAGUGCCUGGAAUGCCUUAGUUCAGGGCAACAAGCGCUGGUGCCUGUUUCCUACCAGCACGCCCAGGGAACUCAUCAAGGUGACCCGCGAAGAAGGAGGGAACCAGCAAGAUGAAGCUAUUACCUGGUUUAAUAUCAUUUAUCCCCGGACACAGCUUCCAACCUGGCCACCUGAAUUCAAACCCCUGGAAAUCUUACAAAAACCAGGAGAGACUGUCUUUGUACCAGGAGGCUGGUGGCACGUUGUUCUCAAUCUUGACACCACCAUUGCCGUCACCCAGAAUUUUGCCAGCAACACCAACUUCCCUGUUGUAUGGCACAAGACGGUAAGAGGGCGACCAAAGUUAUCAAGGAAAUGGUACAGGAUCUUGAAGCAAGAGCACCCCGAGCUGGCGGUCCUGGCCGACUCCGUUGACCUUCAGGAAUCCACAGGGAUCGCCUCAGACAGUUCCAGUGACUCCUCCAGCUCGUCCAGUUCCAGCUCGUCCGACUCAGACUCAGAGUGCGAAUCAGGGUCUGAAGGUGACGGGACGAUGCACCGCAGGAAGAAGAGGAGGACGUGCAGCAUGAUGGGAAAUGGGGACACCACCUCCCAGGACGACUGUGUGAGCAAAGAGCGCAGCUCCUCCAGGUGACCAAGCACAGCGGUUGUCUGUGUAGGAGGACGUGCCCGCAGCGAAGGGGCAGGGCUCAGGGAGGGCAGCCUGUUGGAUCCUGCGGACAUGGGGAGGGCCGGCGAAAGCCAGAGUGAGGACGCUCCGGGGUACGAGUCCAUUCACUUAGCAUUUGCUGCAGUUGCUUUUCUCUCUGCUUCCAAUGCAAGUUAACGUGGCUUGUUUUAUGCAUAAAGGCGAAUCUGUCUGGAUGGUGCCAAGGAAACCCUUUACGUUAUUUAAUAAAAAUUGAACGACUUUUAUAGCUU